ACCAAGUGCACUUGACGUUCUGACGCACGGACACCUCAGGUAACAUCCAUUGAAUCUUUUGUAGUCACCGCUGCGCAGCAGUCAAAUAACAACUUUCUCAUUUCACAUAGAAAAACUUUGUAUCCUACGUCGCGGUGUAUAUGUCACGCGAAAUGGCUCUCGCUGCUUAUCGUCAUGUCCUUCGUAGCGCCAUGAUUGCUUUUAAGAAUGAUACAACCAUGCUCAGCGCGGCGCGCAAUCAAGCCCGCACGGCAUUCGAAUCGAAUCGCCAUCUCUCACCAGGUACACCAGAAUUUGCGGAACAAGUCGAGCACGCAGAGGGAGUUGCACAAAUACUACGACAGAACGUUGUACAAGGGAAGCAAGAAGAAGAUGGCAGAUACAAACUAGGAAUACAUGAGCAUACUGAGCGAGGAGACAAUGAGUCUAUAAAGAUGCCACGCGUCCAAGAUGUUAAGAUGCCUCGCGGCAAGACCAAUCGUCCGCAAACUAAUUUAAGUGGGAAACCCAGUUUCUCGUAAGAAAUUCGCCUUUGAACUC
Messenger RNA from Pseudovirgaria hyperparasitica, 540 nucleotides. Its product is annotated as putative mitochondrial zinc maintenance protein 1, mitochondrial. The record is from RefSeq and is a predicted model, not a curated record. Gene Ontology annotation, biological process: mitochondrial respiratory chain complex III assembly. The coding region runs from base 153 to 521 and encodes 122 amino acids. The transcript has 3 exons. NCBI's taxonomy places the organism in Eukaryota, Fungi, Ascomycota, Dothideomycetes, Acrospermales, Acrospermaceae.